GCGGUAACGCCGCUCGUAUUCCUCCUCCUCGUUGGAAGCGCGCGACCCUCGCACGGAACACCGGCCGUUCUAAAAUGUAAUCUGAAUCCGUCUACGGUGAAUUUACAUGUUACCUUGUCAGACGCGCGUCUGAAAACUGUCCGAAGGUUCGCAACGAAUCGGUGGACUCGACUCUAGUCGCUCGUCCCGUGAGACGAGGAAGAAAGAGUAAAAAGAAAAGGUCAACAUGGACACGAGCACGGUACGAUUAGUGAUAUUCUUGGGCAUGUUUCUGGUCUUCGCCGGCGAUUAUAGCGCAUUGAUCUCCACGAUUUUCGGUAAAGCGGCGGACGGGAAUGCAACCGACGCCGGCAAAGGGCCAUCCGAGGUUGGCCUUAAGAAGCCUUACGAUGAUAUUCUUUUGAAGAAAGAUGCGGAUAAGAAUAACGUUGCCUUACGUCGUACGAAGUUGAUAGCGACGAUCAAGACCGCUUGUCUACCGAAGUUGAUAUGCGAGCUCUCCUCGUCCGUCCAUCAGGACCAGCUGAGUGAGAUGGAGCGAUCCCUUUUGAAUCUCAUAAGGGACACGAGUCUGAGCACGAUGGCGGAGGUGCCCUCGAGGUAUCACUUCGCGGCUCAUAUGGGUCAACUGAUCUCCGGUGUGGAGGGUCAGGGCUGCCAUAACUUUUACCCGACGUGUCCACUGGCGCGCACCAACGUGCUCAACAUGAUGAAGAAGGUCCGCCUACGCUGAAACGAUCGAGCCGAAAGCUCGACUCGGAAGUCGCGUCCGACGACGGCCGACGACUUCUGGACCUGUGAUAUCGCGGAUCGCUCUGCCUUCUCGAAGAGAUCCGAGGACUCGCGCCAGCGACACGCAUACACACACACACACACACACACACACACGUGCGCGCGAGCUUCCGUCGAAAUGGAAGGGGAGAUAAAAACUACGGAGUAACGCGAUGUUUCGCGAAACUCGAGAUGUGCUUUUUCGGUCGCGACAGGGAAUUCUAGUUUGCGAAUUGGGACUCCGGACUCCUACGAGAGACCGUACAGUGCCGGAAAUGAUAUUGAAAUGAUGAUUACUCGCGUAUCUGAUCCACGUUUACCGACGACAUUCUGAAACCAUAUAAUCAUAAUCCGCGAAUGUAAAUAUCCCUACACGUUAUGUCAGCGACUCUCUGCUAUAUUCUUUCCUCCGAUUAACUUAUUCGUUAAAAAGUAAAAAAAAAAAACAAGAAAUAAAAGAUUAAUGAACGAAAUAACAAACGCACGCACAUUUGCUCUUAACGAUACUGUUUAUUUAUUUCGCAAUGAGCAUUAUCGCAUCUCGCUCACGCACUCACCCUUUGAUAAAACACGAUUCCGUCGCUCCUGCGCGAUUCAAGAGUUCCACGUAAUGCGUACGUACAUAUACGCACACACGCGCACGCAUAUCUGUUAAAUCGCACGUUAUUGUCACCGUACUUUUUUAUAAGC
Molecule: messenger RNA, 1461 nt
Organism: Dinoponera quadriceps
Lineage: Eukaryota; Metazoa; Arthropoda; Insecta; Hymenoptera; Formicidae
Gene: geko
Exons: 4
Coding region: 227-733 (168 amino acids)
Source: RefSeq, a predicted model, not a curated record